AUGAACGGAGAGGCUUACAAAAAAAUUCUACUAGCUUUAUGUUGUACUGCAUGGAUUACAUUGCAGCUUUGUAAUGCUCAAGGUACGAACUCAGAGGGUUAUUCGUUUAAUAAGUACAGCUCACAUGCGAACAAGCACAAUAGUUUGUACCUCUCUCUAAGUAGACUUGUUUGGUUACAUGACUCAUGCAGCUGGUUUCAUGCUCUUAUGUGUAUAUUGUGUUAUGGUGUGCUAACAUACAAGGUAUAUCGUGAUCGUAGUGCUUUGGGAAUAUCAUUGCAAACUUUAUGGGCCUUAUGUUUCUCUGAACUAUGUGGAGCUUUACUAAAUAUAUGGUUCUGCUUGCAUACAGGAGCUUCUCUUGACUGGUCUUUUCAAGUAGACCUAAUAUCAACAGUACUGUCAGUCUUAUGCUGGUACACUGUCUGGAAAAAGUUCUCCAAUACAAUUGAAGACCAAUAUGAUACCUUUGGAUUAAAUAUUUUAGUCAGGAUACUUUCACUUAUAGGUUCCAACUCAGUCGAUAGCACUGCUUUAAAGAGUGGAACUAGAGCAGGCCAAAUUCGGCCUACUGGCUGGGCUGGGAGAAUUUCUGGGACAAUAUAUUGGCUUGUUUUAUACAUUUUUGCAAUUCCCCUUUCAAUGCUAUUUCUUGCAUUUCGUAGUAGGAGACGCCUUGGUUUUGUUACAUCGUUGCUAGCUUAUGAUGAUGCUGUUAGAGCUUUAGCUCUGGUCCCUCAACUUUAUAUGUUUCACAUAAAAAACCCAAGAAAAGUUUCUGAACACCUUGCUUUAUUCGUCAUUUUUGAAUUUAUCCUAAAGUUACUUGCAUUAUUCUAUUGGGUUUCAAUGCCUCUCUUUAGAACUCCACACGAAUCAAGAGGAUAUAACAUAGUAGUUCAAUUAGUUAAUAUUGGGAUUUUGCUAGAUUUUGCAUAUCAUUAUUUGAGGGCUAGGUUAAAUGGAGAGAAAACAUUACAAUAUGCAUCAGAUUUAAUGAUUCCCUUUUCUCUCUAA
This is a messenger RNA of Cryptosporidium muris RN66, 1017 nucleotides long. RefSeq lists its product as uncharacterized. The record is from RefSeq and is a predicted model, not a curated record. The transcript has a single exon. NCBI's taxonomy places the organism in Eukaryota, Apicomplexa, Conoidasida, Eucoccidiorida, Cryptosporidiidae. The coding region runs from base 1 to 1017 and encodes 338 amino acids.